Messenger RNA from Canis lupus familiaris (dog), 6451 nucleotides. RefSeq names its product bromodomain adjacent to zinc finger domain 1B (gene BAZ1B). Gene Ontology annotation, cellular component: WICH complex. Gene Ontology annotation, molecular function: protein binding; histone H2AXY142 kinase activity. The record is from RefSeq and is a predicted model, not a curated record. Lineage: Eukaryota; Metazoa; Chordata; Mammalia; Carnivora; Canidae. The transcript is spliced from 19 exons. Gene Ontology annotation, biological process: chromatin remodeling. Bases 59 to 4507 code for a protein of 1482 amino acids.
GGCUCUCCGACGAGCCGCCACCUUCCGGGCCGCCGCCGCCGCCUCCGCCGCCGCCGCGAUGGCGCCGCUCCUGGGCCGCAAGCCCUUCCCGCUGGUGAAGCCGCUGCCGGGCGAGGAGCCGCUCUUCACGAUCGCGCACACUCAGGAGGCUUUCCGCACCCGAGAAGAGUAUGAGGCCCGCCUGGAAAGGUACAGUGAGCGCAUUUGGACAUGUAAGAGUACUGGAAGCAGUCAACUAACACACAAGGAGGCCUGGGAGGAGGAACAGGAAGUUGCUGAACUUUUAAAGGAGGAGUUCCCUGCCUGGUACGAGAAACUUGUUCUGGAAAUGGUUCACCAUAAUACAGCCUCUUUAGAGAAAUUAGUAGAUACUGCUUGGUUAGAGAUCAUGACCAAAUAUGCUGUGGGAGAAGAAUGUGAUUUUGAGGUUGGGAAGGAAAAAAUGCUCAAGGUGAGGAUUGUCAAAAUCCAUCCUUUGGAGAAAGUAGAUGAAGAGGCCACUGAGAAGAAAUCAGAUGGUGCCUGUGAUUCUCCCUCAAGUGACAAAGAGAAUUCUAGCCAAAUUGCUCAGGAUCAUCAGAAGAAGGAGGCAAUUGUAAAAGAGGAUGAAGGAAGGAGAGAGAGUAUUAAUGACAGAGCACGUAGAUCUCCACGAAAACUCCCUACUUCAUUAAAAAAAGGAGAAAGGAAAUGGGCUCCACCAAAAUUUCUGCCUCACAAAUAUGAUGUGAAAUUACAAAAUGAAGAUAAGAUCAUCAGUAAUGUGCCAGCAGACAGCUUGAUUCGUACAGAACGCCCACCAAAUAAAGAGAUACUUCGAUACUUUAUACGGCAUAACGCAUUACGGGCUGGUACUGGUGAAAAUGCACCAUGGGUGGUAGAAGAUGAAUUGGUGAAGAAAUAUUCCCUGCCUAGCAAGUUCAGUGACUUUUUGCUUGAUCCAUACAAGUACAUGACUCUUAACCCUUCUACUAAGAGGAAGAAUACUGGAUCCCCAGAUAGGAAGCCCUCAAAAAAAUCUAAGACAGACAACUCUUCUCUGAAUUCACCACUAAAUCCCAAGUUAUGGUGUCAUGUACACUUGAAGAAAUCGUUGAAUGGCUCGCCACUCAAAGUGAAGAACUCCAAGAAUUCCAGAUCUCCAGAAGAACAUUUAGAAGAAGUGAUGAAGAUGAUGUCACCCAAUAAGCUGCAUGCUAACUUUCACAUUCCUAAGAAGGGCCCACCUGCCAAGAAAUCGGGAAAGCACAGUGAUAAACCUUUGAAAGCAAAGGGCAGAAGUAAAGGCAUCCUUAAUGGACAGAAAUCUACAGGUAAUUCCAAAUCUCCCAAAAAGGGUUUGAAGACUCCUAAAACCAAAAUGAAGCAGAUGACUUUGUUGGAUAUGGCCAAAGGCACUCAGAAGAUGACACGAGCCCCACGGAACUCUGGGGGUACAGCCAGGUCCUCUAGUAAACCACAUAAACAUUUGCCUCCUGCUGCCCUACACCUUAUUGCCUACUACAAAGAAAACAAAGACAGGGAGGAUAAGAAGAGUGCCCUGUCCUGUGUUAUCUCCAAAACGGCUCGUCUUCUCUCUAGUGAAGAUAGAGCUCGCCUCCCAGAAGAGCUGCGAAGUAUUGUUCAAAAACGCUUUGAGCUUCUAGAGCACAAAAAACGGUGGGCCUCUAUGUCUGAAGAGCAACGCAAAGAAUAUUUGAAAAAGAAACGAGAGGAGCUGAAAGAAAAGUUGAAGGAGAAAGCCAAGGAGCGGAGAGAGAAAGAAAUGCUUGAGAAACUAGAAAAACAGAAGAGGUACGAGGACCAAGAAUUAACUGGCAAAAGCCUUCCAGCAUUUAGAUUGGUGGAUACCCCUGAGGGGCUGCCCAACACGCUCUUUGGGGAUGUGGCCAUGGUGGUGGAGUUCUUGAGCUGUUACUCGGGGCUACUCUUACCAGAUGCUCAGUAUCCCAUUACUGCUGUGUCCCUCAUGGAAGCCUUGAGUGCAGAAAAAGGCGGCUUUUUAUACCUGAAUAGAGUGUUGGUCAUCCUCUUACAGACCUUAUUACAGGACGAAAUAGCAGAAGACUAUGGUGAAUUGGGAAUGAAGCUGUCAGAAAUCCCGCUGACUCUCCAUUCUGUUUCAGAGCUGGUGCGGCUCUGCUUGCGCAGAUCUGAUGUUCAGGAAGAAAGUGAGGGCUCUGACACAGAUGACAAUAAAGAUUCAGCACCAUUUGAGGACAAUGAAGUACAAGAUGAGUUCCUAGAGAAGCUAGAGACUUCGGAGUUUUUUGAACUAACAUCAGAAGAGAAGCUCCAGAUCUUGACAGCACUUUGCCACCGCAUCCUCAUGACGUACUCCGUGCAGGACCACAUGGAAACCAGACAGCAGAUGUCUGCAGAGCUAUGGAAAGAACGGCUUGCUGUACUGAAGGAAGAGAAUGAUAAGAAGAGAGCAGAGAAACAGAAAAGGAAAGAAAUGGAAGCCAGAAACAAGGAAAAUGGAAAAGAGGAGAAUGGGCUAGGCAAACCUGAUAGGAAAAAAGAGGUGGUGAAGUUUGAGCCCCAGGUAGACCUGGGAGCCGAAGAUAUGAUCAGUGCCGUGAAGAGCAGGCGGCUGCUUGCCAUCCAGGCCAAGAAGGAACGUGAAAUCCAGGAGAGAGAGAUGAAAGUGAAACUAGAACGCGAAGCUGAAGAAGAACGAAUACGAAAGCAUAAAGCAGCUGCUGAGAAGGCUUUCCAGGAAGGAAUUGCCAAGGCAAAGCUAGUCAUGCGUAGGACUCCUAUUGGUACAGAUAGAAACCAUAACAGAUACUGGCUCUUCUCAGAUGAAGUUCCAGGAUUAUUCAUUGAAAAAGGCUGGGUUCAUGAUAGCAUCGACUACCGAUUCAAUCACCGCAAAGACCGUGCAGACUCUCCUGAUGAAGAUUACUGUCCCCGUAGUAAGAAAGCAAACCUAGGCAAAAACACAAGCAUGAGCACACAACCUGGACCAGCAACAGAAGUAGCUGUAGAGACCACCAUACCCAAACAAGGCCAGAAUCUAUGGUUUUUAUGUGAUAGUCAGAAGGAAUUGGAUGAGUUACUAAACUGCCUUCACCCUCAGGGAAUAAGAGAAAGUCAACUUAAAGAGAGGCUUGAGAAAAGGUACCAGGACAUCAUCCAUUCUAUUCAUCUGGCCCGGAAGCCAAAUUUGGGUCUAAAAUCUUGUGAUGGCAACCAGGAGCUUUUGAACUUCCUUCGUAGUGAUCUCAUUGAAGUUGCAACAAGGUUACAAAAGGGGGGACUUGGUUAUGUAGAAGAAACAUCAGAAUUUGAAGCUCGGGUGAUCUCAUUAGAGAAACUGAAGGAUUUUGGUGAGUGUGUGAUUGCCCUACAAGCAAGUGUCAUAAAGAAAUUUCUCCAAGGCUUCAUGGCUCCCAAGCAAAAGAGAAGAAAACUCCAAAGUGAAGAUUCAGCAAAGACGGAAGAGGUGGAUGAAGAGAAGAAACUGGCAGAGGAAGCAAAGGUUGCAUCUGCUCUGGAAAAAUGGAAGACAGCAAUCCGUGAAGCUCAGACUUUUUCCAGAAUGCAUGUUCUACUUGGGAUGCUUGAUGCCUGUAUCAAGUGGGAUAUGUCAGCAGAAAAUGCUCGAUGCAAAGUCUGUCGAAAGAAAGGUGAAGAUGACAAACUGAUCUUGUGUGAUGAAUGUAAUAAAGCCUUCCACCUGUUUUGUCUGAGGCCAGCCCUCUACGAGGUACCAGAUGGUGAGUGGCAGUGCCCAGCUUGCCAGCCUGCUACUGCCAGGCGCAACUCCCGUGGCAGGAAUUACACUGAAGAGUCUGCCUCUGAGGACAGUGAAGAUGAUGAGAGUGAGGAAGAGGAGGAGGAAGAGGAGGAGGAAGUGGAGGAAGAGGAUUAUGAGGUGGCUGGUCUUCGAUUGAGACCUCGAAAGACUGUCCGGGGCAAGCAGGGUGUCAUCCCCCCUGCGGCGAGGCCGGGACGCCGGCCAGGUAAGAAGCCGCAUCCCGCCAGGAAGUCUCGGCCAAAGGCACCACCUGUGGAUGACAUGGAGGUUGAAGAGCUGGUACUUCAGACCAAGCGGAGCUCUCGGAGGCAAAGCCUAGAAUUGCAGAAGUGUGAAGAUAUCCUCCACAAGAUUGUGAAGUACCGCUUCAGCUGGCCCUUCAGGGAGCCCGUGACGAGAGAUGAGGCUGAGGAUUAUUAUGACAUCAUCACCCAGCCCAUGGACUUCCAGACAAUGCAGAACAAAUGUUCCUGUGGGAGCUACCGUUCUGUGCAGGAGUUUCUUACCGACAUGAAGCAAGUGUUUACCAAUGCUGAGCUUUACAACUGCCGCGGCAGCCAUGUGCUGAACUGCAUGGUGAAGACAGAACAGUGUCUGGUGGCUCUGUUGCAUAAACACCUUCCUAGCCACCCAUAUGUCCGCAGGAAACGCAAGAAGUUUCCCGAUCGGCUUGCUGAAGAUGAAGGGGACAGUGAGUCAGAGCCCGUUGGACAGUCCAGGGGACGAAGGCAAAAGAAAUAGAGAGAGGGCCCUGGUAAGGGAGCUUAGGUGGGGGGAAUGGAGAGAGCCGGGGAGGGUGGGAGGGAGCAGGAGCCAGCGGGAGAGGAAGAUGGAGAAGAAUGUGGAAGGGAGGAGAUCACAGGGAUCCCAGAAAUGCCCAUCAUCCCAAGCUUGUGCUGCCUUGCCCAACUCUCCAGAGGGCCCUAAGCAGGCAGAGCUCUUUGGAGAGCCUACUCUUGGGCUGGUCUCUGCCCAGAGGUACCAUGGGCGGUAGGCGGCCUUAGCCCUGCUGAGAGUUUCCAGGGAGAGGCCAAGGGUACGGCUUUCUCGAGGGCCCACGUCCCUUAAUUCUCUUCUUUCCUACGGUCCCUCCCACUUUGGCCACCAUGACAGUGCCAAGCCCCUGGUCUCCAGGGGAGGAAUUACUGUAUUACAUGGAAGGAUCAGGGGUAAUCAGGCCAACUGGGGAGGCGGGGUUAAUUUUUUAUAAUCUCUACUCACACAGUCUUGUUUCUUGAAGCCGUCCUCGGUCUCUCCCCUCCCCUCCCUCAGGUGACGGUAUCAGUGAGUGCCAUACCGCAUUCUGUAUUCACCAGCAUCAUUGCUCUUUUGAGUUGCUCUUUGCGGAGUAAAGGGACAUGUCCUGGAGCCAUUCCUGAAUACCCUUCCCCUUCUUUGUGACAGCUCUCUCCCCUCUCCCACCCCACCUCACCCCUUCAAAAACAAAACAAAAAAAACUUAAAAAAACACCCCCCCCCACACACACACACACAAAGAACCUAAGGCACUUCACUUAGAGACUGGAGUCCUGCUUAUAAUCAUGCAUAUAACCUUUACUUGGAUGGAUCUGGCCAGAGGGGUGUUGGAGCCCAGCCCACCCACAUACCAGACACAAGCUCUUAGGGGAGCAGAAGAAAAGCAGGAAGAAUUUAAAUGUUUAAUUUUUUUUAAAUUGACUUUUCUAGUUAUUAAAAGUUGCUUGUUUCAGCAGUGAUAUUGUAUAAAGAACAUCUUGUAAAAUAUUUCUGUCAUCUUGCUUUGGCACAUGUACAGUACAGUUUAUAUGAUAAUGUGUUUGCUUUCUUUUGCCCCGUCUCCUCCCUCAGCCCAUUCUCUCUCUUCAGAGAAGCAGGGUUGGAGGGUCAGCAGGACAAGCAGUGGGACCUGGUGGGGAAGGGUAUGUCCCUUUGCCUGCCCUGGCAGCUUUCUGCCUCCUCCAUCUCCAACAGCCGCCUCCCUCCUCCUGAGCCUGUUCUGGCCUCAGAUGCAGAGCUCUGUGAGAUUGAUAAGCUGAUCAGUCUUGCGCAGGGGUCCUCUCACAGGGGUCCAUGUCAGUGCAAGGGGGCGGGCAGAGGGAGGAGGGGCUCGGCUGGCCCCUUCAACUAGGAGUCUGGCGCUAGUAGCUCUAGUUAGGCAGAACUUGGUAGUCGUCUUUCCCUUUUAUGGCAGAUUUUGAUAAAAAUGCAAAACAGGGUUUAAUUUUCUUUUCUAUCAGCUUUGAAUUUAGAAAAUGUGAGCAGCUCAGCUCUUCUGAACUUAAUUUAAGGGAAAACUUGUCCACCAAGGGGAUUGCAGCUCCUAGAACUUGAGAAUAAAGCCUCUUACUACAGAACUUGGAGGUGUGGUCCCGGUCUCGCCCCGCCUGCCCUUCCCGGAGACUGUGGGGAUUUGCUCCAGUGGUUGCUGGAUAGGUUUCCUGUCCCUUCUCCCACAGCUUCGGAGUUAGCACUGACGCUCCAGUUCCCUAGUCCAGCCACCAACACCUUGCCCUGCCUUUUUACCUGAGAGCCGGUCUAUUGUUCACAGUGAGAAUCCUGUGUUCCCACUUCAGUGACAACUGAAUUGUUUGUUGUUUGUUUUUUUUUUUAAUUGUCUUUAAAGGAGGAAGGGCCCCAUUAAAGGGUAAACUUGUAAUAAAUUGGAAUUUGAAAUAAACAUUAUGUACUUGUGUUUAUAAAGAAGAAA